Molecule: messenger RNA, 249 nt
Organism: Sphaeroforma arctica JP610
Lineage: Eukaryota; Ichthyosporea; Ichthyophonida
Exons: 1
Coding region: 1-249 (82 amino acids)
Source: RefSeq, a predicted model, not a curated record
AUGGCGAACGACGAUGACGGUGGUAGAAAUGCCAGCGACGACGACGAGAAAGACGACGAUGUAGAGGCGAGCAGGUAUGCCUUUCUGCAGGAGGCAGAUGUGCGUAGCGAAUUAGAUGCAUCUAAUGCAACGGUGAAUGAUGCAUGCCAUUGUUUUGAACUAAUACAACGGAAGAGUUUCAAAGAUUGGCGAAAGCGAUUAGUGAUGGAAGUAUCAAUACACUCAGUGAUGCCUACUGGGAGGCAGUAA